AUCUUCCCAGACCAGGGCUCGAACCCGUGUCCCCUGCGUUGGCAGACAGAUUCUUAACCACUGCACCACCAGGGAAGCCCCCAUGUUGUUCAUUUUUAUCUCCAGACUAGUUAUCACUGGGAGUCCUGGCUCUGGAGUCCACUAAGCCUGGUUCCAUCCAGUUCCACCAUUUAUUAGGCUCGUGACCUUGAGCAAAUUAGCUGACCUUGCUGGGCCUCAUUUUGCUCAUCUCUAAUAUGGGAGUUGACUCACAGGGUGUUAGAACAAAUGCACGUAAAGCCCUUAGCACAUUUCUACACGUAAUACACAUUAGUGAAAAUGAGACAUUAUCAGCCGGACAUUGCUGUUUCAAGUUUCAAAAUAUGGAAACACUGACCCAGAAUUUGAGGAUAAAAAUGAAGUUUUUUCUGUUACCCAAUGGAAUCUCCUGGGCCAGAGGUUUUAACCUGGGGUCUGUGACAACCUCAGGGAGUAUGAAUGAGUUGAAAUCAUUCACAAGGCUGGGGCAUCUCUGCCUCUGCGGAAAUUUGUUGGGAAAGGGCCAUGGUUUAUGAGACAUUUUUAGAGCGUCUUUGCACCCACAGAGACCUAAGGGUCAGUGAAAGCUGAAGCUCAGUGGGUAAGAGGUCACCAAGGUCAUUUCUGCUCCUCAAGGAGCCUGGCCUUAGUCAGCCUAAGUGAAGCAGGAGACGGUGUGGUCAGCAGCCCUCUUGGAAGAGCUGUAGGAGAAGCUGUCAUGAAGGUCACUCUCCAAUCUGAUGUGAGGCUGCCCCUCAGCCUUGGCAUUUUGUUUCUUUCCAGGCUGUUCUUUCCACAAUAAAUAUAUUAGAAACAAGGUCAAGGCUGGCUGGCCAUCCUGGGGAACAUCCUCCCAGCCUGGCCCACCUCUCCUCUAUGUUGCAUGGGGAUGGGAGGUGGGCUCUGCACCCUGUUGCUUUUUCUGGACUCAGGAAUGCUGCCUCCUGGCUAUGAGUGCAAAGCUUUGUGGAAGAUUUGGAGUCAGAAACUAUAAAUCCUGUAGUUUGCUGGACUCUGUGCUGGGAGGUUGAGGAGGUGGGGUCGGGUGUGGCAGGAACCACACUGGAACCCUCACAGCCCAGAGCUGUGUUCAGGCAGAGGAAUGAGCCCUGGGUGUGUUGAUAUGGCUUUGCACGUGGGGUUGGAGUCAACAGUUGAGUCUGGAAAGGAGGACCCAAAUGUGUGGCAUCUGAACAGUGACCUGAGGGGAGGGCGGGCAUCAUGGCAGGAGGACUCACCUGUGCAAAAGACACAGGGAGCAAGCACUCAGAGAGUUCUGGUGUGUUUAUGUGUGGAGCUGGAUGGAGAUAGGAGAGAAUGGCUGAGGAGUCAGGGACGGGUGUGGAUAGCCACAUGUGGAGCUUUGGGGGUUUGACCUUUAACCCAAGGGUGAGGGUUUUGUAGGGGAGGGACAUGGACAGCCUUGUGGUUUAGAGCUCAGGGAUGCAAAGUUAGCAGAAAGCAAGCAGUGACCUUGACCAGAGAACCCAGUAUCAGCACUGAUGUACUGGGUGAGCUUGGGGCAACCAGCUGAACCUUGGUUUUCCCACCUGUAAAGUGGGCUGACAGUGGAAUCUGACCACAUGGCGAUGUGAUCACGACAUAGAGAUAAACACAUCAAGGUCAAGAAGGCCUCGAAUGAGGUUGGUGUUGGCCUCAGCAGCCCCAUUUGACAUCUUUAAAGCAAAGUCUUCAGUCCACAUACUUUUGAAGGUUCCUUCUCCCACUUUCUGGGAGCCCCUGAGCAGUCCUGUUCCUCAGGAGAGCUCACUCUGCCCUGUCCCACUCCACCGGGCCAAAGGGGUCUUCUUGUCCUUUUAUCCCUCCACCUCUUUACUCUACCACUACUUCUGCCAAGUAGUUUUUGUAUUAGCAUGUUAAUCACACUGUUAAGAACAAUGUUGAAAAAGGAAAAAACACCCCCCCACUUCCUUCACCUCACUGUCCCACCACAUGGCGCCACUUUUUUUUUCUUUGGAUGAGCUUCUGGCCUUAUUUCCCCUCAUCCUCCAUCUCCAGCUUCUCGGUUUCCUGCCCUAAUCUCUUUCUGAGGCUCUAGACAUUUGCUAAUGUUGUUUCUUCUGACUGGCAUACUCCUUUCUCCAAGACCUUCCCUGAGGGCUGCUUAGGACAGAGCGGGAGAUGGCCCUCAUCCAUUCCUCCAGCUUUCCCCCUGCCCCAGAGUUCAAGAUGCUCAGCAAGGCAUCUUGAGAGCAUGAUGUGGUAGGGUUGGGCCACAAUGAGUGAGCCAAGCAUAGUGAAUACUAGGGUGGAAGGGGCAGAGAUGCGAGAUGUGGGGCUGUGUCCUGCCUCCAGUAACCCAAGUUUGCAUGUGGUACAGUCACAGUCUGACCCCUUGGAAAUGUGACCAAGACAGAGCAGCUGGGACUAGCUGUUGAUCCUAUGUUUUUCCCAUUUGUUGAUGUAUUUCUUGGCAGAGUGUGAACUGGGAUACACCUUGUCCCAAGCAGGCGUGACCGGGUCCAAGCUUUCUCCUCUGCUUGUUUUAGACUUUCCUGGACAUUUCUUAGUCAUCCCAGCACUGAACUGCUAUUUUUAGUGCCACCACCUCCUAGGGGACUUAAAAUAAAGCUGGCUCAGCUUCCUGGCCCCUCAUUGGCUGGAGUGUUGGUCACAGGCAGGGAGAUUGGCUGGAUUGGGGAUAAGCCACUGCCCACUAACACUGUCCUUCCCUCUGGCUCUUCUGGCCUUGGGUGAGGUCAUAGGGACUGGAGCAAACUAGCACUUACCAUGUUGAGUUGAGGGCUUUACUAGGUUCCCUUAGUGAGACCACAACCACUGGCAACCUCAGGGUUCCACCCUCUUAUAGAGAAGGGGGCUGAGGCCCUAAGAAGUGCAGUGACUUGCGUGAGAUCCCACUACUGCCAAUGGUUGUCUGCCAGGGCCAAACCCACCUCCUUACUGCUUUGGUUCAGAGUUCCUGUUAUUAGGAGAGAGGGGGUGGGCUCCUCUACAGUCAGAGAUGACUACAGAGCAACACACAGGUCUGCUGUCAUGGAUCCUGCAGGGAGAUGCACGCCACCCUACCCGGGCCUGCCAAAGCGUCUCAACGAGGCCGGGUGACGCUCCAGAAUGGGAGACAAGCCAAUUUGGGAGCAGAUUGGAUCCAGCUUCAUUCAACAUUACUACCAGUUAUUUGAUAACGACAGAACCCAACUAGGCGCAAUUUAUAUUGACGCAUCAUGCCUUACGUGGGAAGGACAGCAAUUCCAGGGGAAAGCUGCCAUUGUGGAGAAAUUGUCUAGCCUUCCGUUCCAGAAAAUCCAGCAUAGCAUCACGGCGCAGGACCAUCAGCCCACGCCAGAUAGCUGCAUCAUCAGCAUGGUUGUGGGCCAGCUCAAGGCCGAUGAAGACCCCAUCAUGGGGUUCCACCAGAUGUUCCUAUUAAAGAACAUCAAUGAUGCUUGGGUUUGCACCAAUGACAUGUUCAGGCUUGCCCUGCACAACUUCGGCUGACCUCCUCCCAGCCAGGCACUCAUGCUGUUUCCUCCUCCCUCCUCUUCCCGAUAUUAUUCAUGCUCCUCCAGAUGCUCCAAAUAUCAUACACAAAUGAGCAGCGCCGCGGUGGGAGUGGGCGCAGUGCGCUACUGCUGCCGAGGUAUUGUGCAUGAUGUUUGGACGCUAGACUAGUUGCAUCUGAUGGGAGAAGUUUGUGUUGUACCAGCGCAUGCCUUGGAAAGACUUAAGUAAUGCGAAAGGUUGUCUUUUUUUUUUUUUUUUUUUAAAUCUACUGACAAGUUGCUCUAGUAACCCAAAGAAGUGAAGGAGAAAGCAGCUGCCUCACCACCGAGAUAUUGAUUUGUUCAGAUGUUUCAAUGCCUCAUGAUACAAUAAAACCACAAAAAUUUUCUUAACAGUUUAAA
This is a messenger RNA of Aethalodelphis obliquidens (Pacific white-sided dolphin), 3902 nucleotides long. RefSeq names its product nuclear transport factor 2 (gene NUTF2). The record is from RefSeq and is a predicted model, not a curated record. Bases 3112 to 3495 code for a protein of 127 amino acids. Lineage: Eukaryota; Metazoa; Chordata; Mammalia; Artiodactyla; Delphinidae. The transcript is spliced from 5 exons. Gene Ontology annotation, biological process: nucleocytoplasmic transport.